Molecule: messenger RNA, 1866 nt
Organism: Ectocarpus siliculosus
Lineage: Eukaryota; Phaeophyceae; Ectocarpales; Ectocarpaceae
Source: the annotation of a GenBank genome assembly
AUGCCUGGCAUAGAUGACAUGCUGGGCGUCUGGGAGAUCAAGGAGGUGAAAGGGCGCCCUCGACAGGCUGAGGCCCGAGAGCUGCUCCAGAAGCUAGCCGACCAGGUAAAGCCGAUUUGCGUGGCCCACAAGUGGAAGGUGGUGCUUCUGCUGGAGUUUAUUCCCAACAACCCGGGUCUCCUCGGCUUGAACGUCAACCGCGGCCAGAAAAUAUGCAUUCGCCUACGCCCGCCAUCCGAUGAAGGCAGUUUCUACCCCUACGAGUUCAUUCUCGGCACGAUGCUGCACGAGCUGGUGCACAACCAGAUCGGCCCGCACAGCGCGAAGUUCUACCGGAUGUUGGACCAGCUCAACGACGAGUGCGACAAGCUCAUUCGGGAAGGCAUAACCGGGCGCAACAUGCCAUUCGCUGGAGACGGGCAGUCCUUAGGAGGGGGGCGAGCCCCAGAAGAUGCUAGGGCCGCUGCGCUAAAGGCGGCGGAGAAGAGACAGCAGCAACAGGGUAUCAUGGGCGGCGGGGGGCAGCGGUUGGGCGGUGUUUCGGGCUCCUCGCCGUCGGAUGCAGUUUCCGCCGCGCAGCGUGCUGCGGCCGCCGCACAAUGGAGACAUGCCGUCAGCCAAGGUUGCGGAGGACACCACGGUUGUACCGCCGGCGAGAAAACCGGCGACAAUGCCGACGAUGGCGACCACUGGGAGUGCGGGCUCUGCACGCUCUUCAACUCGCUCACCGUUAACGCGUGCGACGCCUGCGGGAAGGAGCGUUCCGCCAACCCCCCUGGGAACUCCGUCCGCGACCGCGGUGCCGGUAGCAGCACCGGUGGGCGGGGCGGCGAUAGCAGUGUCGCCGGCGGCACCACUACGGGCCGCGAAAAGCGACCCGCGCCGACAACGGGGCCGGCGGCGGCGGCGGCGGCGGCGGCGGCGGCGGCGGCCGGGCCGGGCCGGCUGCAAAAGAAGUCGACAGCGGGGGCGCGGACGGCGAGUGAUGGCCGCUCCGUGGGUGCUCCCCGCGGAGGUGGCGGUGGCGCCGGUACCACCGGCGGCGGCGGUCUUCCUUCGGCGGGGCGCACGUGGACGUGCCGGAGUUGCCCGUUUUCGUUUCCGAACGCUUCGGAGAGGCGGACGUGCGAGUCGUGCGGAGCAGCGCGUCUUCUGCCCGCCGAUGCAGGGAGCGGCGGCGGCGGCGGCGGCGGGGGCGGUGCCGCAACGGCGAUAAGGGGGACAACGGGCGGGCAUACCAGCUGGGACGCGGAGCUGCUGCCGUCGUGGACGUGCGACGCGUGCACGGUGGUGAACCCGGGGAUGUUUUUGGGGUGCUCGGUGUGCGGGGCGGAGCGACCCGCGGAAGAGGCAGCGGCAGCAGGCGGCGGCGGCGGCGACGACGAUAACCUCGCGACCUUGAGCUCAGAAUGGACGGCGGAAGUUGGAAGAGGAGGAGGAGUCACCGCUGGCGGGUGGAUGGCCGCGCAAGGCAGCAGCGGCGGGACCGACUGUUCCGUAGGUGUUGGCACCGCCGACGUCCGAGAAACGGUCGGCAUUGGCGGAAGAAUACGGGACGACCCCGGGAUGGAAAGUUGGGGGUCAGCGCAGCCGGCAGGCGAGGCGCGGAUGUGCCGGCUGUGCACUCUGCGGAACCCCCCGGAGGCUUCGGAUUGCGAGGCCUGCGGGAUCCCGCUCGCAGACAGCGAGGCCGCUGUUGCUGCGACUGCGUCGGGAGGAGAGACGGCGGCCGGUGCUCAAGGCGCUACCGGCGACGGCAGCCGCGCUAGCCGAGCGUCAGCGACGGGCCAGGGGGAAGGGGGUAGCAGCCAUCGCCCGGGAGCAACAGCAGCAGCAGCAGCAGCCUCGAGGGUUGCGGGAGACUAG